Molecule: messenger RNA, 1054 nt
Organism: Octodon degus (degu)
Lineage: Eukaryota; Metazoa; Chordata; Mammalia; Rodentia; Octodontidae
Gene: Spmip5
Product: chromosome unknown C10orf82 homolog
Exons: 7
Coding region: 161-865 (234 amino acids)
Source: RefSeq, a predicted model, not a curated record
CAGAAAUGGGGGUGGGGCAGACAGUGACCCAGGCACCCAGGCAUUGCCAAAUGUUCUGAAGGCAAAGGUGGUGGUGCCAAAAAUUACCACUAGAUGAAAAAAGGUCUGUUCAGGUGUGGUACCCUCAUCUCUCUCCUCUCCCAAAACAUAGAACAAAAUCAUGGAGUCUUCCAAGAUCUUCAUGAGACGGCUGCCAGUCACAUCAGGCUACAGCGGCUUCAUUCCGCUCCUCAGUUGCCAGGAAACCUCCAGUGAGGACAAUGUGGAGCUCUGUCUGAAAACCUUCCGGGAGACCACGCAGCGACACAAAGACCAGCUGGAGGAGCUCCGCUGCGCCGUGGCCGCGGCUCCAAAGCUGAAGCCCGUCUGCUCCGAGGAGACGGUCCUGCGGGCGCUGCACGAGUACGCCCGGCGCUACCACCCCCUGACUCUGGAAUGUAAGAACGUGAGGAAACCUCCCCAGGAGCCCCCGAUCCCUGGCUGGGCAGGCUUCCUGCCCAGAGCCAGGGUCACUGAGCUGGGCUGUGCCACAAGGUACACUGUCAUGGCCAAAAACUGCUACAAUGACUUCCUGAAAAUCAAGGAGCUGGCCAAGCAGGCUAGGCAGAAAUCCUAUGCGGAACUGUAUGGAGGGGGAUCCGCACAACCUCCUGCUCCUUCUUCCAAAGUUUUGCAGCAUCAAGGGCCACUGGCCACAUGCCCUGGCUUCUCUAAUUCAGGUGGAAGUUGCCCUGCUCUUGGAGGACCCCAGGGCGAGGACGCCAAACCUCCAGUGACGUGUGGCUGUGCUCAUAAACCAAAUACGGGGAGCAACAGGAAGAUUCAUCUAGAGCCAGUGCCCUCAGUGAAGUAUGCAGAGGGCUAGAAGCCUGCGGUCUGCAGGGAGCCGGGAAGAGGGGUGGUGUCAAAAGCCUGCUGUCCUUGUCUCAGAACUAGCCUCUCACCCACACCCUAGUGGGCAACAAGGAAGUUGAGCAACAACAAUUCUUUACUGCUGUCUGCCUUGCAAUGGCAUGACCUUAGUGACAAAGGCUUUCUUUUGUCCUGUGAGAAU